Marchantia polymorpha subsp. ruderalis is the source of this 1685-nucleotide messenger RNA. Lineage: Eukaryota; Viridiplantae; Streptophyta; Marchantiopsida; Marchantiales; Marchantiaceae. The record is from the annotation of a GenBank genome assembly.
UUAAGAGGAUAGAAAAGAGGACAAAUUGCGGCGUGAAAAGCACAGCAACAUUAGACAAGCCAAAGAUGCGACCAGACUCUAGGCAGUUCACCUUCGCAGCAUCGUCUGCUUGCAUUUGCAGACGAAUAGCUGUAGCUUACGACGAUUAGAACGGGGUGGAGAAACGCUCCUCGAUCGAUUGAUUGAUCGACGGAUCGACGAAAAGAUUGCCAGUGCAAAAAGGAGGUCGAGCUGAGAGUUGGAGUAGGACCCAAUUGCAGGUUUCUGAGGCUGUAAGGGCGGGUCACAAUGCAACAAGCGGUGGGGGCAGGGCCAGGGAGCUCGACGCGCAUGCGAUGUCUGUAUAUGUUUAACAGACAAGGAGUUUGUGUGCAUUAUCAUGUUUGGCUACGACCUCUUAAUGCUCUUAGUCGCCAGGAGGAUCAGAAGCUCAUGUUCGGUCUGCUGUUUUCUCUCAAGUCCUUCACAGCGAAAAUGGAUCCAGUAGGUGGCAGCAAGGGACAAUUAGGAGCAGCUCAACUGCAAGGACAAGGUUGUUCUUUUCACAGCUUCCGAACAAACACUUAUAAACUUAGUUUUAUGGAGACUCCAACCGGAAUGAAGAUUGUUCUGGUGACAGAUCAGAAGAUGGGUGACCUUCGUGAGGCCUUGAAACACAUAUACAGCAACAUCUACGUCGAGUACGUUGUGAAAAACCCGUUGUACACUCCGGAGAUGCCAUUCAAAUGCGAGCUCUUCAAUUUAAAUCUGGAUAACUAUGUCAAGAAUCUUACUUGAAGAAGUCCGUCAGCCUCAAAAGGCACCGUAUAUACGAAGACAAAGUCUACUUGAAAUUAACUGGCCAGCGGACCAAGUUUUAUUGGCAAGUUGUGGCUCAUGUCCUCGCUCUUUCUAACUGGAUGCUGAAGGACACUCAACGCCGAGCUGCUGGAAAUCUUGUGAUCAAUUGUGAGAAGGAUGAUAGUAUCAGGAUUCUGCCCUUCUAUACUGACUUCGUCAAGUCUCCUUAUUACAUUCGUUCAUUCAUCGAUCAGCUUGUAAGAUCUGUUGCCCAGAAGAGUCCCAUCAUUAUCAUGCAAUAUAAGCUUGAUUAUAGUCUUUCAUUCUAUGUCAAUAGGAUUGUAGAAGUAGAGAUGAUUGUGGUAAUUUCGAGUAUCAUUCAAAAACCUGUCAUCCAGCAGCGAGAACUGUCUUCCUCUAUCUCUUUGCUUGAAUUUGUAGAGCAAAGUUGGAGGAAAUCUGGUGUCUCACUGAGUCACGAAAGUCGCUGAGUUUUCCUGUCAUACGAGUUCAGCUGGAAGCCAGCACUCAUCUGUUGCUCCUUCUUCAUCUUCUUAGUACUUCAGCUGUGGAGGGUGAUUACGCUGAGAGCUUAAGACGUCAAUUUUUCCGAUCUGGCUCUUACUUAGUAGGAAGAUUUCAACAGUAAUCAUGGCAUUAAAUUGCGGACACAACGGCAGAGCCUUUAGAAAGUUCAAAUGAGUCGUCAUUUUUUUCCGAUGAACUUGCCUUUCCAAUCUUCUUUCUUCCACUCUGCAGAGGACCGGCCAUAGCUCACUUCCCUGAUGCAUGUAGUAAUUAACCCCAAUAUAUGUUCUCUAUGCUUUUCGUAUCGAUGUCUGUCUGAAGACGGAAGGGGAACAUGUUUGUUUCUCAUUUUCAUGUCCUCACAACAGAUAAUUUGC